Molecule: messenger RNA, 2458 nt
Organism: Pelagomonas calceolata
Lineage: Eukaryota; Pelagophyceae; Pelagomonadales; Pelagomonadaceae
Source: the annotation of a GenBank genome assembly
CGGCUCUACGGCUUUACGGCUGCUUAGGCUGCUCAUAACGCCGCAGCGGGCUGCCUCGGAUCGCUGCGGACGCUACUGACCACUUGUGCGCAGCCCAGCUCGCUCACAGCCCCUGGGGGCAGCACUCUCAAAAAGAGAUCCACCAGCACGCCAUCGACGCCAUCGACGCGACACGCGACCGCAGCCAUGGACCACCCCCUGAACCAAGCUUCGAUAGAUGGCUUGGACGAGAUGGACAAGAUCCUGAAGGGCAUGGCCGAGUUGGAUGGGGACACGACGCCGCACGCCGACGCGAGCCUCGAGGCAUUGCGGAGGGGCGAGAAAUCUUUGAAGGACGAGUGGCCUGUUGGAAUGGAUGAAAAUGUGGAAAAACUGAUAAAAGCGGCGCGGAACGCUAGAGAACAAAAACCGAACACGGACGUGACGGUCGAGGGGCAAGUGGCGGAGCUCGUCGAGGCCGCGAAUGAAAAGCUGCAGCGGGCCACGAAAAACAGUGUGAGGGACGCCUUGCGGACGUACGACGAGGUGUUGGCUUCCGGUGCUCAAGGUGAAUAUUUAGUACCUUUAUUAGUGAACAGGGCCAUCGCGCUGGACGCGCUCGGGGAGUGCUCGGCCGCGGCCGAAUCUGUGCGACUGGCGAUGGACGCGCUGCCGCCUGAUAGUGAAAAGAGGCAAGAGUUACAAAGGUUGCGGGACGAGUUCGAAUCUGCCGCAUUGGAGAAGCCUACUGACGUUCCUUCGCAUGAAGGGGAUGCUGCCGCGAUGCUGAACGCGUUGAAUGCGCCUCCCGAACCGGCAGAGGGCGGUGCUCCGUUCCCGCCGCCGCCGCCGCCUGCCUCCAUACCUGCGCAUAAGCACGUGCGCCGCGGGCCUCCGCUGCGAUUUUCUGAGAGUGACAGAAGUGAAGCUUGUACGUCGAAGGAUGCCGGCAAUCUUCAUCUGAGGGAGGGCAACGUAUCUCAAGCGUUGGUAGAGUAUGGGAAUGCGAUCAAAAAAGAUCCUGAUGAUGCGAUCCUCUGGUCGAACCGUUCAGUCGCGUUCCUACAGUUGUCGGAAGACAACGACACGACAGCGGCACAAGCGGCCGCCGACGCGUUGCGAGCCGUGACCUGCGAUCCAAACUGGCCUAGAGGUUAUUGUACCCUGGGGGAUGCGUUGUUGCGGCUCGGCUCGCCGUUGGAGGCCCUCGAAGCGUUUCUAGAUGGGGCUCGAGUAGCAAGAGACGCGGGUCGCUUGGAGGACGCGUUCGAGCUGGACCGGAAGGGGCGCGACGCGCGCGACGCGGUUUUGAAGCGGCGUCCUUGUGUCUGCUCGAUGGCGUCUGAGACACAACUCCGCGCAGGCCCAGCAGGAGACGGAGCGUUUGAGAGAGCAGCUCAAGAGCGGAACUGUCCAGAAGGAGCCCGCCCGGACGAAGAGCGUCACGUCUAGAUUGGCGUAUCGGGCUUGCGCCGAGGCGCCGCGCGACCGGUCUGUAUUUGAGAGGCUUGCGCAAGGUACCUCCGUCGAAGUUUUUAAGAGCCACGGCCUCGGGCUGAGGGUGACAAGGGACGUCCAAGCAGGCGAAGUUUUACUCCAAGAAAAGGCCCUCUGUGUUAUCUCAUUGCGGGACGACGCGUGCCUCAUUUGCGCCGCGAAGCUGGAGCGGGAGCAGUCCUUCUGCUGCGGUGCGUGCGAAGCGCUCUUCGAGAAACGAGUAACGGGUGCCUCAAAACGGUUCCGCGCCCAUCGACGGUCGCUGGAGGCCGAGGGGUGCGUCGUCGGGGCGGGCUUUCAUUCACUAGCGGCAUCGCAACUCUUUGGUGUUGAUGGUGAAGAUUUGCGCGUCCUCGAAGCACUAUUGAGGCCGGGCGAUCUAGCGGAGAGGCCUUUACUAGCUUUCUCGGACCGCCACGCGUUGAUACAAGACAUUGACGAGUUGCGGCACGGUCCGGAGGAUGACGGGGACUAUGUGCGCAGAAGGCGUCAGACGGCCUCGAUUGAUUUCGGCCGCGUCGACGCCUUGGCCGGCGCGCUGGAGAUGAACAAUCUGAUUGUGCGCGGUGGCGAGGCGGUUGUGAUACCUCGACUCGCGUGUCUAGCCAACCACGACUCGCGGCCGUCCUGUGAAGUGUGGCUCGGCGACGAGCGAAGCUUGGAGGUCGUCGCAUGUCACGACAUGAAGGCCGGCGACGAAGUUACUUUGGAUUAUUGCGCGUGUAGCGCGACGGUCGAUCACAGAAGGAUGGUCCUCGGGCCGUUCGGACUGGCUCAUCUGGCGGCCGUGGAGCUCGUGGAAGAUAUCGAGGAGGAGUUUCCUGAUUAUGUGCCGGAGAAUCGGCGACGGGUCGAUCCGGCUCCUCCUGGGCCUCCUGGGGAGUAGUCCUGGUGUGGUGGCGCGAACCGACGGCGCGUUCGUCGAGGGCCGGGGAGUAGGCGGCGCGUCGACAUCGUGAUAGUAAGUUUGUGUGUUUUUCUU